Pneumocystis carinii B80 is the source of this 4545-nucleotide messenger RNA. RefSeq lists its product as hypothetical. Gene Ontology annotation, cellular component: nucleus. The record is from RefSeq and is a predicted model, not a curated record. Lineage: Eukaryota; Fungi; Ascomycota; Pneumocystomycetes; Pneumocystales; Pneumocystaceae. The transcript is spliced from 7 exons. The coding region runs from base 20 to 4501 and encodes 1493 amino acids. Gene Ontology annotation, molecular function: ATP binding; DNA binding; DNA topoisomerase type II (double strand cut, ATP-hydrolyzing) activity. Gene Ontology annotation, biological process: resolution of meiotic recombination intermediates; DNA topological change; sister chromatid segregation.
UCUUGGACUUGGGAAUUUGAUGGGAAUAAAAGGGUUAGAUAAGGUAGGAAUGGGGUUAGAAACUAGCAGCGAAGAGUCGGAUGAAUCAUUUAUAUUGAAACGUAAAUAUUCAGUCACGGCGAAAAACAGUAAAAAAAGUAAGGGAGUUGAGGCGACAUGGGGAUCUAAGAAUGGGAUAUCAUUGGAGAAAGGGAUUGAUAAGAUUUUUUGUGAAAAAACGUCGUGUUUUAGGGGAGAAAAUGGAUUUAAUAGUGUAAAUAUGGAUAUGUCAGAAAAAAGGGGAUUAGUAGGGGGAUCUGAUGCAAAAACGGCAUCUGAGAUUUAUCAGAAGCUUUCGCAAUUGGAGCAUAUUUUAAAGCGUCCUGAUACUUAUAUAGGGAGUGUUGAAUCUACGCUUCAACAAAUGUGGGUUUAUGAUGAUAAUACGAAUUGUAUGAAAUAUGUUCAGGUUUCUAUUGUGCCUGGUUUAUAUAAAAUAUUUGAUGAAAUUCUUGUUAAUGCUGCUGAUAAUAAGAUACGAGAUCCUAGUAUGGAUACUAUAAAGGUGGAAUUUAGUAGGGAAAAGGGUAUUAUAUCUGUUUAUAAUAAUGGUCGCGGAAUACCUAUAGAAAUUCAUGAUAAAGAAAAAAUAUGGAUUCCAGAACUUAUUUUUGGUCAUCUUUUGACAUCUAGUAAUUUUAAUGAUGAACAAAAAAAGGUAACAGGAGGUCGUAAUGGGUACGGAGCUAAGCUCUGUAACAUAUUUUCGACUGAGUUUAUCGUUGAAACUGCUGAUAAGACGAUGAAAAAAAUCUAUAAGCAGGUUUUUUCUAAUAAUAUGACGAAAAAGGAUGCACCUGUAAUCAAGGAAAAUAAAAAGAAUGAAGAAUAUACAAGGAUUACUUUUAAACCAGAUCUUGAAAAAUUUGGAAUGAAUGAGAUUGAUUCAGAUCUCGAAUCUGUCUUUAAAAGGCGUGUUUAUGAUUUAGCAGGUUGUGUUAAAAAUGUAAAGGUGUUUCUUAAUGGAGAGAGAAUUAAGAUUAGAUCGUUUAAACAGUAUAUAGAAAUGUAUCUGAAUUCUAAUGGUUCUGAGGAUAAUAUGAAGUCACCAAUUAUCCAUGAUAUUGUAAAUGAUAGAUGGGAGGUUGCUUUUACUGUUAGUGAUGGUCAGUUUAAUCAGGUUAGUUUUGUUAACAGUAUAGCAACAACUCGUGGAGGAACUCAUGUUAAUUAUAUUGUUGAUCAAAUUGUUUCUAAAUUGAUUGAGGCUGUAAAAAAGAAAAAUAAAAGCGCGCCUAUUAAGCCAUUUCAGAUUAAAAAUCAUAUUUGGAUUUUUAUUAAUUGUCUUAUUGAAAAUCCUGCUUUUGAUUCACAAACGAAGGAAACAUUAACACUAAAGCAAGGUUCAUUUGGUUCAAAAUGUCUUCUUAGUGAUGAUUUUAUUAAAAAGAUACUAAAAACAUCAAUUAUGGAAAGCAUUUUAGAUACUGCUCAAAAAAAGGCUGAUCAAUUAAUGAAGAAAACUGAUGGAUCAAAAAAAAUACGAAUUAUUGGUCUACCUAAAUUGGAAGAUGCUAAUAAAGCAGGGACUAAAGAAGGCCAUAAGUGUACACUUAUUUUAACUGAAGGUGAUUCUGCUAAGUCUUUGGCCAUGUCUGGUAUUGGUGUAGUUGGUCGCGAUUAUUUUGGUGUUUAUCCACUUAGGGGAAAAUUAUUAAAUGUUCGUGAGGCAUCGCAUGAACAAAUUACUAAAAAUGCUGAAAUCAAUGCUAUAAAACAAAUUAUGGGUCUUCAACAUAAAAAAGUAUACACGUCUACUUCCGAUUUACGUUAUGGACAUUUAAUGAUCAUGACUGAUCAAGAUCAUGAUGGAAGUCAUAUUAAGGGUUUAAUUAUUAAUUAUUUGGAAAGUUCGUUUCCAUCUUUGUUAGAAAUACCCGGGUUUUUGAUUGAAUUUAUUACUCCAAUUGUAAAAGCGACAAAAGGCUCUCAGGAAAAGACAUUUUUCACGAUUCCUGAAUAUGAGUAUUGGAAAGAAUCGACAGAUAAUGCUAAAGGGUGGAAAAUAAAGUAUUAUAAAGGCUUGGGGACAAGUUAUGGUAAUGAUGUUAAGAAAUAUUUUUCAGAUUUAGACACACAUUUAAAAGAGUUUCAUUCUAUUCAAGAGGGAGAUAAAGAAUUGAUUGAUAUGGCUUUUUCGAAAAAGAAGGCUGAUGAACGAAAAGAAUGGUUGAGGCAUUUUAAACCAGGAACUUAUAUGGAUCAUACUUUGGAUAAAAUACCGAUAUCCGAUUUUAUCAAUAAAGAGCUUAUCUUGUUCAGUAUGGCGGAUAAUAUUCGAUCAAUUCCUUCUGUCAUUGAUGGCUUAAAGCCUGGACAAAGGAAAGUCAUAUAUGGAUGUUUUAAAAGGAAAUUGAAAAGUGAAAUUAAGGUUGCUCAAUUAUCCGGUUAUAUUUCAGAGCAUACUGCAUAUCAUCAUGGGGAACAAAGUCUUACACAAACAAUAAUAGGAUUGGCACAAACAUUUGUCGGAAGUAAUAAUAUUAAUCUUAUGAAACCUAAUGGACAGUUUGGUACUCGUUUGCAAGGAGGAAAGGAUGCCGCAUCUCCUCGUUAUAUUUUCACUGAAUUGUCUCCAUUGACACGGAAAAUAUUUAUAGAAUCGGAUGAUGCUUUAUUAGAUUAUCUUAAUGAUGAUGGUCAAUCUAUAGAGCCUGUUUGGUAUGUUCCUAUAAUACCGUUGAUUCUUGUAAACGGAAGCGAAGGAAUUGGGACAGGAUGGAGUUCUUACAUACCCAAUUUUAAUCCUAUUGAUUUGGUUGAUAAUAUUCGUAGAAUGAUGAAUGGAGAAGAAUUACAGCCAAUGCAUCCAUGGUAUCGUGGGUUUAACGGACUUAUUGAAAAGCAUGGUGAUAAGUAUAAAAUAUCUGGAUGUAUACGCCAAAUAGAUGAUACCACUGUUGAAAUUACAGAACUUCCUAUAAGACUUUGGACUCAGGAUAUGAAAGAAUUUUUAGAAUCGUCUAUCGUAGGAUCAGACAAGAUACUUCCUUUUAUAAAGGAUUAUUCAGAAUAUCAUACAGAUACUGUAGUUCAUUUUGUCAUAAAGUUAACUGAAAAAGGGAUGGCAGAAUCUUUGGCUCAAGGUCUUGAAGAGAAAUUUAAAUUGACAAAGAUUCAAAAUAUGACAAAUAUGGUUGCUUUUGAUGCUUUAGGACGUAUAAAAAAAUAUGAUUCUGUAGAAGAAAUUCUUUUGGAAUUUUAUACUGUUCGUUUGCAAUUUUAUCAAAAGAGAAAGGAGUAUCUUGUGAAUGAAUUGGAAAAACAAUAUAAUAAAUUGUCUAAUCAAUUGCGAUUUGUUCAAAUGGUUAUAAAUAAAGAGCAAGAGUUUUUGAAUAAAAAGCGUAAAGAUCUUCUCGAGGAUUUAAAGUUGAAGGGUUUUGUUCCUUUUCCAAAAAGCAGGCAAAAUUUUGUUGAUAAUACUGCUGAAACUACUUCUGAUACGAUGGAGAAUGAUGAUGAUAUUUCUGGCUAUGAUUAUUUAUUAGGCAUGCCUUUGUGGUCUUUAACUGCAGAAAAAGUGGAGAAAUUGCUUAAAGAUAAAUUAGAUAAAGAAAAUGAGCUGGAUUCUCUUUUAAAAUUAACGGCUAAAGAUUUGUGGAAUAAAGAUUUAGAUAUUUUUGUUGAAGAAUGGGAAGAAAGUUUGAAGCAUGAUGAAAAUCUUACCUCUAAAACUACAAAUUCAAAAAAAAAUAGAGGAUCUCAGAAAUUGGGAACGGGUGUACAUAAAUCAUUAGGAAAAAAAGCCACGAAUAUUCAAACAUUAUCUAAUGUUGAUAAUAAACAAACUACCAAGAAAAAUUUGGUUUCUGCAAAGCAAACAACAUUGCCAUUUACUGCAAUAAAUAUAAAAGAAACAGAACCUGAUCCUUCAAAAACAUCUGGAAAUUCUAGCACUAAAUCUACUGUAUCUGAAUCGGUGAUUGCUAUGAAAAAUGAUAAUGCUAAUAUACAAACACAUGAGACUGCAGGGAAAAGACCUAGGACAAGCGUUAUUGUGCCUUCCUUAAAGGGGAAUUUAUUGGAUGAUAGUGACACUGAUUAUAUGGAUGACCUGGUAAAAAAGUAUACUUUGGAUCCUCCGGAUAAUAAGGGUACUACUUCGUAUAUAAAGUCUGUAUCUUCUAGUCCCAAAAAAAUGAGAAUUAUACCAUCUACAAAGUCGAAGACUCGGAUUAAAAUGCCAACACUCUUAGAUUCAAGUCCUGAAUCUGCUACAUUAGCAGCAAAGCCUGUUGUAAAGACGAAUAAAAAGUUAAAAAAGAAUAUAUCUAAAAAUCUUGAUUCAGAUGAUUCAUCGGAGGCUGAUGUAGCAGUUAAGAGUGAAAUAAUGCAACGUCCAAGGCGUCAAGUAGCUGCUUCUGCCCGUGAGCGUGUUGUAGCUAUUGCUGAUUUAGAAGAUGAUGAUGUAACGUCAGAUAAAUCAUCUUCAUCAAGCGAGUUUAACGAUUCAUCUUCAUAGUCGGGUAUUCAUAAAUAUUAAUAUGAUCCAAUUUUGAAUUAUAA